AUGGCCACUGUCAUUCCUGGUGAUUUGUCAGAAGUAAGAGAUACCCAGAAAGUCCCUUCAGGGAAGCGUAAACGUGGUGAAACAAAACCGAGAAAAAACUUCCCUUGCCAACUGUGUGACAAAGCAUUUAACAGUGUUGAAAAAUUAAAAGUCCAUUCAUACACUCAUACAGGAGAGAGGCCCUACAAGUGCACACAACAAGACUGCACCAAGGCCUUUGUUUCUAAAUACAAAUUAUUAAGGCAUAUGGCUACACAUUCUCCAGAGAAAACCCACAAGUGUAAUUAUUGUGAGAAAAUGUUUCACCGGAAAGACCACCUAAAAAAUCACCUCCAUACCCACGAUCCCAAUAAAGAAGCCUUCAAGUGUGAAGAAUGUGGAAAAAACUACAAUACCAAGCUUGGGUUUAAACGUCACUUGGCUUUGCAUGCUGCUACAAGUGGAGACCUCACCUGUAAAGUAUGCUUGCAGACUUUUGAAAGCACAGUGGUGCUGUUGGAGCACUUAAAGACCCAUGCAGGCAAAUCUUCCAGUGGUGUUAAGGAGAAAAAGCACCAGUGUGAGCAUUGCGACCGACGCUUUUACACUCGCAAAGACGUCCGCAGACACAUGGUAGUGCACACUGGGAGAAAAGACUUCCUUUGUCAGUAUUGUGCACAAAGGUUUGGACGUAAGGAUCAUCUAACCCGUCAUAUGAAGAAAAGCCACAAUCAAGAACUGCUUAAAGUGAAAACGGAACCUAUGGACCUGUUGGAUCACUUCACCUGCAGUGUUCCUAUUAAAGAUGAGCUGCUUCCUGUGAUGUCCUUAGCUUCCAAUGAGCUGAUAUCAAAGCCAUUCACAAACAGUUUGCAGUUAAACCUCUAUAACACACAAAUUCAGUCCAUGCAGAGCUCUGCAACUACACACCAAAUGGUUGCUCCAACAUUGCCUUUGGGUAUGCCAUGUCCAAUAGAUAUGGAUUCUGUCCAUCCUUCUCAUCAGCUUUCGCUGAAAUACCCACUUAAUUCUACCUCAUAUGCCAUUUCCAUGCCUGAGAAAGAACAACCGUUGAAAGUGGAAAUUGAAAGUUACCUUAUGGAAUUGCAAAGUGGCAUGACGCCUUCCUCUCAAGAGUCCCCUUCAUCUUCUUCGAAGCUAGGUUUGGAUCCUCAAGUUGGGCCAUUAGAUGAUGGUACUGAUGGAGUAUCCCUCUCAAAAAGUUCUGUAUCAAUUAGUGAACCUCUUAACCCAUCUUCAUUGGACUUUAACCAGUUAUUCAACUUCAUACCUUCCAACGGUCCCCCUUACAAUGCACCAGUAUCUGUUGGGAAUUUAGGAAUGGGUUACUCUCAAGAAGAAGCUAACUCAUCAAUGGCACAGCUACCCCCACAACCACAGGAUCCUCAAGAUCCUAGCAAUAACAUGUGUUUUGGUUCUUUACAUGCAUUGUCUUCUGCUUUUACAAGUAAUCUGAAUUCAACCACAACAUUGCCACGAUUUCAUCAAGCUUUCCAGUAG
Staurois parvus is the source of this 1500-nucleotide messenger RNA. The record is from the annotation of a GenBank genome assembly. NCBI's taxonomy places the organism in Eukaryota, Metazoa, Chordata, Amphibia, Anura, Ranidae.